Molecule: messenger RNA, 3805 nt
Organism: Delphinapterus leucas (beluga whale)
Lineage: Eukaryota; Metazoa; Chordata; Mammalia; Artiodactyla; Monodontidae
Gene: ALDH3B1
Product: aldehyde dehydrogenase 3 family member B1
Biological process (GO): aldehyde metabolic process
Cellular component (GO): cytoplasm
Molecular function (GO): 3-chloroallyl aldehyde dehydrogenase activity; aldehyde dehydrogenase (NAD+) activity
Source: RefSeq, a predicted model, not a curated record
GCUGGGAGGUGGCUCAUCCGCAGGACCAGCCAGGGCCCAGGGACGGGGCUCGGGCAGCAGCUGUUUCUUGAUGCUGAUUUGGAGGCAGUAGCCCUGAGUGCCUGCCCCUUUUGUCUCCCUCCUUGAUGCCACAUGACCUGGGCCUCAGCUUCCUACAGGGGUGCCAUCCAAAAGCUAUGCUGCACUCACAUCAGGCACCCAUACUGGCACAGUGCCUGGCACAGUCAGUGCUUAGUCACUAUUAUUAUUAUUAUUAUUAUUAUUAUUAUAGAAUCCCCAGGCUCAUGGCCUUGAGGGAAGGUGGCUGGCCCUGGGGCCCGGGGAACCAGGCCCAUCCCUUGUCACAUCAAGUGACUUAGCAACUCCCAGGGAGGUGGGCUUAGGGCCCCCAGACCACCCGAUGAAGGAACCCCCUCAUUUGUGUGUCCACAGUGGCUGCUCAGCUCCCUUGUGAGGUCACAGGCCCGGGGUCCCCCCAGGCCCAAGGCAGCCUUGCACAUCUGCUUACCUGGGUUGAGUCCAGUUCCCUGCCCUGCAGCAGUCACCCCUUUGGGCCUCGGUCCUGACCAAACUGCAAUAUGGUGUGAGCUGGCCUCAGUGUUGCCAGGAGAAGCUGCUGGAAUGUUCCAAGCAGACCUCCACCCCCACAGAGCUCCCCACCCCACACUGUGCUCUGAGAUGCCCUAUUCAAGUGACGUGCCUUACAUUUUUGUGGGUUCGUAGGCUCUUAGGAAAGUGCAAAGAACCUUGCGGAGGUGGGAGAGGGGCGGGUGUGGUUUGCCCUCAGCAUCCAUCAGCAGAAGUCUGAAGGUGAGAGAGGAUGGGGGGAAGGAAGAGGGAUAAAUAUUUGUUGAGUACUUGGUAACAAUAACCACAGCUGACCAUUACUAAGCUCUUACCAUGCACACAAUGGCCAGUGCUUCAUGUGGUGGAACGGUAGCAUCCCCUUUUUACAGGCAUGGAAACUGAGGCAGGGAAAAGAUGAGUGACUUGCCCAAGGUCACACAACUACAGAGGCAGGGUCAGGGUUUGAGCUCAGGUGAGCUCAGGUGGCGGCUUUAGGGGUCAGCAAGUCUCUUAGCUCUUGGGUCUCUGGCCAGUAUGCCUUCCUCUCUGGAGGAGGGUUGGAGCUAGGGACAAGCCUGGAGUGACAGGGGCUCUGAUGAUGUCCCUGUUCUGCUACAGUCACCCUCUCUGGGGGAUGUGGUGCCCGCCCUGUGCCCAAGACAACUGCCCCGUUUCUCCUGAUCAGAGUAGGAGGCCUGUGGGGUCAGUUUGGCCCCCAUCAUGCCUAUGGGGACAGCGUAGGGCUCCAGCAGGCUCUCAGCACAGAGUGCCCAUCAGGGCAGGCCAUCCUGUUGGCUGGAACAGCUCAUGGAGUCCUCCAGAAAACUUAGGGCCGUGGUGGCAGUAGUCACUUAACAAUAGCUGGCAACCCUGAGGGCACUGACGCCCUGUCCUGGGCUUAGAACUGGCCAGCAUGGUCUCAUCCUUGAUAAACACCCAUCAGGUGGUAGGUGGAAGGGUGACCUUAACAGAUGAGGAGAUUGGGGCACAAAGCCCCAAAUGAUAAGUUAAGUAGGCAAAGAGGGGUCCUGCUGCCCAAUCCAGUGGGAGAGGAAAGAGAGGGAUGGGGAGGCGGGGCAGGGAGGUGGACAGAAGGAAACCAGGUAUUUAUCACAAGGUAUGACACAGUGCGGUGGGGAGCAGAGCCAAGGGCCCACUGUGAGAAUGUGUAAGGGAGUAAUCAUGGUGGGCUGCCUGAAGGAGGCAUCAGCCAAGCAGAGACCAGAAGAGAAGUGAGUCAGAGAGAGGAGGAAAGGGUCCCCACUCGUCCUUGGCACCAGGCCAAGGACUAAGUGCAUCAGAGAGCUCCUCUGAUGAACUUCAAGAUGGACCCCUUCGCGGACACGCUGCAGCGGCUGCGGGAGGCCUUCGACUCGGGGUGCACGCGGCCGGCCGAGUUCCGGGCUGCCCAGCUGAAGGGCCUGAGCCGCUUCCUGCAAGAGAACAAGCAGCUUCUGCAGGAGGCGCUGGCGCAGGACCUGCACAAGUCAGCCUUCGAGUCAGAGGUGUCUGAAAUCAGCAUCAGCCAGAAUGAGAUUAACUUGGCCCUUAGGAACCUGCGGGCCUGGAUGAAGGAUGAGAAAGUGCCCACGAACCUGGCCACACAGCUGGACUCGGCCUUCAUCCGGAAGGAGCCCUUCGGCCUGGUGCUCGUCAUCGCCCCCUGGAACUACCCUCUGAACCUGAGCCUAGAGGCCCUGGUGGGCGCCCUCGCAGCAGGCAACUGCGUGGUGCUGAAGCCCUCAGAGAUCAGCAAGAGCACUGAGAAGGUCCUGGCCGAGGUGCUGCCAUACCUGGACCAGAGCUGCUUUGCCGUGGUGCUGGGCGGGCCCCAGGAGACCGGGCAGCUACUGGAGCACAAGUUCGACUACAUCUUCUUCACAGGGAGCCCCCGAGUAGGCAAGAUUGUCAUGGCUGCUGCCGCCAAGCACCUGACGCCCGUCACGCUGGAGCUGGGGGGCAAGAACCCCUGCCACGUGGACGACAACUGCGACCCCCAGACCGUGGCCAACCGCGUGGCCUUCUUCCACUAUUUCAACUCCGGCCAGACCUGCGUGGCCCCCGACUAUGUCCUGUGCAGCCCCGAAAUGCAGGCUCGACUGCUGCCCGCCCUGCAGAGCGCCACCACCCGCUUCUACGGCGAAGACCCCCAGAGCUCCCCAGACCUGGGCCGCGUCAUCAGUGAGAAGAAUUUCCUGCGGCUCCGGCGCCUGCUGAGCUGUGGCCGCGUGGCCAUCGGGGGCCAGAGUGAUGAAAGCGAUCGCUACAUCGCUCCCAUGGUGCUGGUGGGCGUGCAGGAGACGGAGCCGGUGAUGCAGGAGGAGAUCUUCGGGCCCAUCCUGCCCAUCAUGAAUGUGAGGAGCCUGGACAAGGCCAUCGAGUUCAUCCGCCGUCGGGAGAAGCCCCUGGCCCUGUACACCUUCUCCAACAGCAGCCAGGUGGUCAAGCGGGUACUGGCCCAAACCAGCAGCGGGGGCUUCUGUGGGAACGACGGCUUCAUGCACAUGACUGUCGCCAGCCUGCCCUUCAGAGGAGUGGGCGCCAGUGGGAUGGGCAGCUACCACGGCAAGUUCUCCUUCGACACCUUCUCCCACCCCCGCGCCUGCCUGCUGCGCCGCCCUGGGCUGGAGAAGGUCUACGCUGUCCGCUACCCGCCCCACACUCCACGCAACCUGAGGGUGCUGCUCGCAGCCAUGGAGACCCGCAGCUGCAGCUGCGCCCUGCUCUGAGCCACCCUGCGCACAGGGGCUCCGAGCGUCCCUCCCAGCUCAUGUCUACGAGUCCUCCGCUGCCGUGGCCACCUGAGGCUGGUGGAGACAUGACCUGGGGUCCACGACACAGGGGGAAAACACCUGCCGGGGCCACGGCCCAGACCAGUGCUUGCCCUCCUCCCGCCUGGGGCUUCUCUUUUCAGGCCCUCAGCUGCCCCCCCAGCCAGGAUGGGCCAAGGUUUGGGAGCAUCGGAAACAGUGCAGUAACCUGCCCUCCCGCUCCCAUGCUGGCCACCUGUGUUCCGGGAGACGAGGGAAGAUGCGGGCACCUCUCAGGACAGAAGGUGCCCUUUCUGUGGAGGGUGCAGAAGGGGUCCUGGCAUCCGGUCCGUGACACACUGCGGGCCUGCUGUGACCUGGGUCGUCCCUGCCCUCUCUGAGCCUGGUUCCCUAUCUGUUGCACAGAGGAGGUGAUUAACACCUCCUGAGAUCAUCGUGAGGAUUAAAUUUUGGAGCUUAAUUGCCGA